AUGCCUGGGGACACGGCGGCACCCCCAUGGCGCUCACCCGGUCGGGGGGGCUCAGCCUCGGGGCACCCCAGGGUACGACCUUCGGAGUACACGGUGCUGCACGGUUUCUGCGUGGGGGGUGCCCCACGACCCCGGUGCCAUCCCAGGACCCCCAUCCCGGCGUACCCUGUGAAGGUGCCUGGUGCAUCUCCAGGACCCACGGCCUCGGCUUGGGGGGACCCCGAGGAUCCCUGGUGCUACCUCAGGAUGCCAUCCCAUGCUGUAGGUGCCCACGGGGUACCCGGCCUGGCGGCCCUGCUGCUGGCAGCGCUGGCGUGGGUGCCCAGUGGGGCACCCACCUGCCCCGCGCUCUGCACCUGCUACGUCUCGCCGCCCACCGUCAGCUGCCAGGCCAACAACUUCUCCUCGGUGCCCGCGGGGCUCCCACCUGGUGCCCGCCGCCUCUUCCUGCAGAACAACAUCAUCAGGGCACUGCGGGCGGGCACCUUCGGGCCCAGCACCGUCACCCUCUGGCUCUACUCCAACAACAUCUCCUCCAUCCAGCCGGGCACCUUCCGCCACCUGCCCGCCCUGGAGGAGCUGGACUUGGGUGACAACCCUCACCUGCGCGUCCUGGCCCCUGACACCUUCCAUGGGCUCCGACGCCUCCAGGCCCUGCACCUCUACCGGUGCCAGCUGGCCAGCCUGCCCAGUGGCAUCUUCCGUGGCCUCCACAGCCUCCAGUACCUCUACCUGCAGGAGAAUGGGCUGCUCUACCUCCAGGACGAUCUCUUUGCUGACCUGGCCAACCUGAGCCACCUCUUCCUCCACGGCAAUCGGCUGCGGGUGCUGUCUGCGGGAGUCUUCCGGGGGCUGCCCAGCCUGGACCGGCUGCUGCUGCAUGCCAACCGCCUGACCACCAUCCACCGCCACGCGUUCCGGGGGCUGGCACGGCUCACCAUCCUCUACCUGUUCAACAACAGCCUGGUGGCCCUGCCAGGGGACCCUCUGGCCGCCCUGCCUGCGCUCCAGUUCCUGCGCCUCAAUGCCAACCCCUGGGCCUGCGAUUGCCGGGCGCAGCCACUCUGGGCAUGGUUCCUCCGCACCCGUGUCUCCAGCUCGCCGGUGCUCUGCGCCACCCCCCCGCACCGUCGUGGCACUGACCUGCGGCAGCUUCGGCCCCCGGACUUCGACGGCUGCCCCGACGAGGAUGAGGAUGAAGCUGGGGGCGGUGGGGUGGCAGUGAUGGGCACCCCUGGGCGGGCACUGGGUCGUCCGGGCACCCUCCCGGCCGCUCCGCCCUCCGCCUUUUACCGCGACGGCCUCCCCCCCCAUGACCUGCGGGGAUCCCAGCCCCGGCCGCCUCCCCCGUCCCGCGACUCCCGCGGCCCUCCCGAGGACACACAGUGUCCCCAGGUCCCCUGUACCCCUCCGGCCGCCGCAGCCCCUUGCCAGCCCCCCACCCUCCUGCCCCUCCUCACCCUCCUCCUGCUCUGGCUCUGA
Messenger RNA from Indicator indicator, 1482 nucleotides. It is a transcript of the gene RTN4RL2, whose product is annotated as reticulon 4 receptor like 2. The record is from RefSeq and is a predicted model, not a curated record. Gene Ontology annotation, cellular component: plasma membrane. Gene Ontology annotation, molecular function: protein binding. Bases 1 to 1482 code for a protein of 493 amino acids. The transcript has 4 exons. Lineage: Eukaryota; Metazoa; Chordata; Aves; Piciformes; Indicatoridae.